This is a messenger RNA of Octopus sinensis (East Asian common octopus), 598 nucleotides long. RefSeq names its product probable protein BRICK1-B. The record is from RefSeq and is a predicted model, not a curated record. Gene Ontology annotation, cellular component: SCAR complex; WASH complex. The coding region runs from base 51 to 281 and encodes 76 amino acids. Gene Ontology annotation, biological process: cell motility; regulation of actin polymerization or depolymerization; actin filament organization. Lineage: Eukaryota; Metazoa; Mollusca; Cephalopoda; Octopoda; Octopodidae. Gene Ontology annotation, molecular function: protein-containing complex binding. The transcript has 3 exons.
UUGGCCAGAGCGACGCAGCCUCGUUCUGAGUUUUGUAGUCAUCAACUAACAUGGCGUCUACUCAGCAAAUGGCUCCGCCGAGAUCGAUCCAACAGGAUUGGAAUAACCGGGAAUAUAUCGAAGUUAUUACCUGCAGCAUUAAGAAGAUCACCGACUUUCUCAAUACAUUUGAUUUGUCUUGUCGAUCACGACUGGCCACUCUCAAUGAGAAGUUGACUCAACUAGAAAGAAAAGUUGAGUACAUUGAAGCUAGGAUAACGAAAGUUGAAACGUUAUCCUAGCAUUAACUUAUUUUGUUAUUUGUGUGUGUACAUUGUUCUGGAUGAUUCUCAACAGUUGCUCUACUGUGAAGAAACCUGAAGAAAACCUCUGCUGGAAAUGGUUGUUUUGGCAAGAGUCGUUGAUGGAAGGAACAGUCCCAACAUGCAAAACUCUCCCCCACCCCACCCGUUGUUUUCAUGCUUUUGAAUCGGCUUAGUGUUGAGACUUCACUCUGUUUUGAGUACUAUGGUGACCUGUUACCAUUGUAUAGGUACUCUUCGUUUUCAUAGGAUAAUUAUUAAUAUUCAGGAGAAAUAAACUGUUUUAAAAAAAGUUA